This is a messenger RNA of Diorhabda sublineata, 1768 nucleotides long. It is a transcript of the gene RhoGDI, whose product is annotated as rho GDP-dissociation inhibitor 2. Gene Ontology annotation, biological process: Rho protein signal transduction. The record is from RefSeq and is a predicted model, not a curated record. The coding region runs from base 195 to 800 and encodes 201 amino acids. Gene Ontology annotation, molecular function: Rho GDP-dissociation inhibitor activity; protein binding. Lineage: Eukaryota; Metazoa; Arthropoda; Insecta; Coleoptera; Chrysomelidae. Gene Ontology annotation, cellular component: cytosol; membrane; cytoplasm. The transcript is spliced from 5 exons.
ACAGUAGACGUCGAGGACGAAUCCUUGAAUUUAUUCAUUAUAUCAAAAUAUUUGUAUUUUAUUAUCUAAUUUUCGGUGAUCAAUAUUUGAAACAAAUAGAACGUAUUGGAGCAGUUUUAUUUUAAAAAUAUAUAUUUUUUAAAAACACCGUGGGAGGUGGCAUACAUAAUUAUUCCUUUUUUAGUAUCAGUAAAAUGUCUGAAGAAGUAGUUACUACUCCUGAAGAGUUAUUGGAAAAUGAGGAUGAUGGUAUUUACAAACCUCCUCCAGAAAAAACUAUUGAAGAAAUUCUAGAGAUAGAUCAAGAUGAUGAAAGUUUGAGAAAAUAUAAAGAAACAUUGUUAGGAGAAGCACAAGUAGGUCCAGUUAUAGUGGAACCAGAUAAUCCAAAGAAAGUGAUACUGAAAAGAUUGGUGCUAGUCGUGCCUGAUAGGCCAGAAGUAUCUCUUGAUUUAACAGGAGAUCUAUCCAAACUGAAAAAAGAAACAUUUAUAAUAAAGGAAGGUAUUUCAUAUAGAAUGAGAAUUGAAUUUAUAGUCCAAAGAGAAAUCGUUCAUGGCUUGAAGUACAUUCAAAAGACUAGCAAAUUAGGAGUGACAGUGGACAAAAUAACUCAUAUGGUAGGAUCUUUCGCCCCCAACUCCGCAAUUCAAUCUUAUACCACCUCUCCUGAAGAUGCACCAUUUGGUAUGAUCUCAAGAGGAACAUACACAGUCCACUCCCUCUUCACUGAUGAUGACAAAAAUGAACAUUUAAAAUGGGAUUGGACCUUUGAAAUAAGGAAAGACUGGAAAGAUUAAAGUUCCUAUGGGCGUGCGGCCAGUAUUUUUAAAAUACGUUAAUAUUUACCCAAUGUCAGAACUAUUUUAUAUAAGCAUAACCUUUUUUGAAGCAACAAAAAAUCUUUUUUAAACUUUGCAGAUAUACUAAAAGUAUUGCCUUGAAUGUAUUAAAAUAUAUAUUGUCUAUCCAGUAAAGUAAUCUUUUAAUUUGGUAUAUAUUUUGUUUUCUUUUCAGAUUCUUACUUUCUUUAAAAGUACUAAAUAGAAUAAUUUACAAGUUAAUGUUACUAAAAGUCACAAUUUUAUAUACUCUACAAUUCCAGAUCAAUCUACCUUGUCUAUGUACAAACUAAAUAUAAUUAUUUUCAGUCUGUAUUUGUACAACUCUAUGUAGUGUGCUCACAUUCUGUGAAAACAAUGUCAAAAAAUAAUUUCCUUUAUCUCCUAUUCUAACAGGUCGAUAAUAGUAACAGUACCUACUUCUGUUUUGUACAAAAUUAGAUCAAGUUCAAAAAUAAAAUCAAUAAUAGAAUUCUUAUGGAAGUCAGUAUAUUUAAUUUUGUUUUCUGCAUAUGUGGACAUAUGAUUACUAUGUUGAAAAGACAGUUCAAACUAUUUUUUUGAGUGUAAAAUGCUAUAUUUAUUUUAAUAAGAAUGUAGGAAAAUGCAUUACAGAUGAUUAUUCAGAAAUUUAUACGUAAAUAAAAGUGUAAACAUCGUAAUUGUUUUUUGUUUCUCCCUGUAUAAUCAGCAUUGCGUGGUAAAUUGGUGUAUAAUGAGAGCUUAAAAGAUAUCUACAGAUAGAAUAAAAUGUUUGUUUGCAAAAUUUGUAAUAGACAGGGAAAAUAAAAAAUUUUGAUUUACGAUGGAGAAAAUUAUUGUCAAAAAUAAUCAAAUAUCCUUGAGAAAAAUUGAAAAAUGUUUAAGUGAUAUAAUAAAUCCAUCAUUAUAACUUAUGAAUAUAGUAGAUUAAAUAUUGGUACAAG